AAAUACUUUCGAAGUUUACAUGAGCUAUCAUCUUGUUAAAAUGAAAAGUAACAACAAACCCUGUCUGUAAAGCGUGAGUAUAACUGUUGCUCACCACCAUUCUCUCAACUGUUCUCUCUCGAGUUCCUUUUCAUUUCAAAUAAAAACCUCGCUGAUUUUUCCACUGAUUCAUCGCAAAUAACAGCUCAAUCGCAACUAAUCAGGUAUUAGAAUGUCUAAUUUAGAGAAUGAGAUAUUGAUUCCACCUGAGACUAAGAAAGUUAAACUCAGCAACAGUGAACUUAUAGACAUGCUCAGCGAUUUACCAGAUUGCGUUAUUCUUCACAUACUUUCGUUUUUGAACACCAAAGACGCGGUUCGAACAUGUGUUCUAUCGGUACGAUGGAAGGAUAUGUGGAAACGAGUUCCUGCUCUUAUACUCGAUAAAUCAGACUUUGGAACUAUCAAGAUAUUUGCCAAGUUUGUGUCUGAGGUUUUGUCUCUUCGUGAUUCCUCCAUCGCGCUGCAGUCUAUCGAUUUCGACGAUAAUUGUUGCUUGGAGCCGAGGUUUAUCAAGAGGGUUGUGAAUUAUGCUAUUUCGAACAAUGUACAGCGAUUAGGACUCUCUGCGCGCUGUAACAUUGAACAAAUUCCGCCUAACUUCUUUUCAUGUCACACUUUAACAUAUCUUAAGCUUUCUCUUUACCCGAAAAGUGGGGAUGAUAACAAAACAUUGUUUCCAAAAUCUUUCAAUUUGCCCUCGUUGACCAGCUUGUGUCUGGGGAAUUUUGCCUUUUGUGCGGGUGAUGAUGGACGUAUCGAGCCAUUUUCAGCUUUUAACCGGUUGAAUAGUUUGGUCCUUCAAGGUUUUGCUGUCAGGGGUGCACUGACCCUCUGCAUUUCAAGUGCGACGCUUGUCAAUUUGACUUUGAAUAAUCACUCUUUUGAUUUUUUUGAAAUUGAGAUUUGUACUCCAAGUGUUUGUUCCUUUGCUUUUAUCGGUAGACCAUAUCAGAAAAUCUUUGGGAGGGGUCUUUCUUAUGUUAAGCAUGUAGAUAUUCAUGCAGAAGUUUCGUCAUUGGAUAUAGAGCCUCCUUUGUUACUACUAAGCUGGCUGUUAGAUCUCGAUAAUACAAAAUCAUUGACAGUCACUGCAAGUACUCUUCAGGUUCUCUUCUUAAAUUCUAAUUUAUUGAAGACCGAGUUCUUUUCCUUGGGUAACUUGAAGUUAUUGAAAGUAAAAAUAAAACCACUUAUGUAUGGAUUUCGCCAGAGACUGAUUGAAGCCAAGUUACAGAAAAUUAGGCCACGGAAAGAAGCUGCUAAGUUACGAAAAUCAAUUAAAGCAGGAUUGGAACCAUUUGCACCCAUUCCUGAUGGAAUAGUGAACUUCUUGACUCAAAAUUCGCCAUCGGCUGAAGUUGAAAUCAUUGAUUGUUCAUGGCGGUAAGGCGCAUAAUUACAUUAGCCGAGUAGUGAAAGGUGACAUACUUGUUUCAACUUGUUAGUUAUCGAAGACAAUGUUCAUCAGCAGAACUAGAUGGAUGAAUAUAUUACACGUAUGUAGGUUGCAUAAAUUUGUUUCAGAAUAGGUUAUUGUGGAAUACUCAUUUGCGGGCACUACUUUUGUACGAAACAAUUCCAGUGGACAAGGUUGUAAUGGUAUUCUGGACAUAUAGAUUUGACUAGAGCUAGAGCAAUGUCAAACUGUUUUUGCAGCCAGCUAGUUUUUCAAAACACCUACAUAUGUAAGGGAGAGUUGCAUUUUCAUUUGCAUCUUGCUUAGUUUAAUCAUUUAAAACAUUCUUGACUCGAUGAAGCUACACAUAAUCAUCUGAAGCUGGCUAGUAUCUAAGCUGAAAGGUAACAUUGUUUUUGCUAGUCUUUGAUGAUCUAGUGUUCUUUUUCAUUACAUGAUUAUGUUUGAGCUGAUCCAUGUUAUGUAGACUUAACAAAGGUUUCACCUCUUUUGUUGUAUUUCUUUGAUGUUUUUUCUAUUAUUAUGAAAGCUUAGUUGUAUUA
Molecule: messenger RNA, 2001 nt
Organism: Vicia villosa (hairy vetch)
Lineage: Eukaryota; Viridiplantae; Streptophyta; Magnoliopsida; Fabales; Fabaceae
Product: F-box/FBD/LRR-repeat protein At1g78750-like
Exons: 3
Coding region: 212-1429 (405 amino acids)
Molecular function (GO): protein binding
Source: RefSeq, a predicted model, not a curated record